Blastocystis hominis is the source of this 1548-nucleotide messenger RNA. RefSeq lists its product as hypothetical. The transcript is spliced from 5 exons. Lineage: Eukaryota; Bigyra; Opalinata; Blastocystidae. The record is from RefSeq and is a predicted model, not a curated record. The coding region runs from base 20 to 1537 and encodes 505 amino acids. Gene Ontology annotation, cellular component: U2-type catalytic step 2 spliceosome; Prp19 complex; U2-type catalytic step 1 spliceosome. Gene Ontology annotation, molecular function: metal ion binding; protein binding; U6 snRNA binding.
CACAACAUCACCUUCUAUCAUGGAUGCGGAUCCGAAUGAAUAUCUGCGUAAACAUGACGAUGUGAAAUUGCGAAAGCCACCACGAACUGAAGUUCAUGUGGGAAUUGCAGGUCCCGUGGGUCAAUCAUUCGGUAUCGUAGAGAAGAACUGGACAUGUCCGAAGUGUGGAAAUAGCAACUUUGGAACGGGAAAUUAUUGUCACAUCUGUAGAGAAAAGAAGCCCCUCGGCGGAGGAGGUCUUCAAAUGGACACAGCCAUGGUUCGUGAUCAAGCUGGAGAAGCCUCCCAGUGGAGAGAGGCGAUCGAUCCCAAAACCGACAGUCUAUAUUACAUCAACACAGUCACCGGGCAGACGCAGUGGCAGCGUCCCGCCGAGCUGGGUCCCGUGGCGUCCGGCACGGGCUGGUACGGCCGCGGCGCUCCUGGCGAUGCGCUGUCCAUCGCGUACGACCGUCAAAACGAGCAGUUCCUAAAGCGUCCUGCGCGGAAGCAAGUGGAAUGGAUCGCGGCGAACCGCUCGCGGCGCGAGGGCAACAACGAAUACAACAUCUGGUACGGUCGGUGGGUGGGCGACAACUGGUCGUACGGAAUGGAGCAAGGCGAGCCAGCGACGACGCGGUGCAACGUGGCGCGCGACGCCGGGUACACGCGCGCGGACAAGGCGGCGGCGGAGGGAAAGGAGGCGUGGUUCUGCAUCCAUUUCGCGCGCGGGUGCUGCGCGAAGGGAAGCGCGUGCGAGUACUACCAUCGCAUCCCGAUCCCCGCGGAUCUCAAAAACAUCAAGCUGGACCGGGACUGCUUCGGCCGCGAGCGAUUCGGCGAGCAUCGCAAGGAUAUGGGCGGAAUCGGCUCGAUCAACGACGCGUGCCGCACGCUGUACGUGGCGGGUCUGAAGCGUCUCGACGGGUACGACCUGAAAGAAGCGAUCACGCGGCACUUCUCGGAGUUCGGCGAAGUGGAAUUAGUGAACGUGAUCUUCCGCCUCUCCAUCGCUUUCGUGCGAUUCCGAAUGCGCUGCAGCGCCGAGUUCGCCAAGGUCGCCAUGGCCGGACAGGCUCUGGACCAGCAGGAAGUGCUGAACAUCCGCUGGGCGUUCGCCGAUCCGAACCCGGUCGCGAAGGAGUCCAUCGUGCGCAGCGAUCGCGACGCGCUGAUUCUCGGUCUGGAAGCGCGCGGAAUCGACCUCCAGGACCCUGGAUAUCAGUUCCCCGCCACGUACCAACCGCAGAGCAACGCGGACGCGACGAACCCGAACGCGCUGCCCGACACGUCGCAGCAAUUCGACCGCGCGGCGGCGAUGGGAUACGGCGUGCUGGAGAAGCGGAAGAAGAAGGCCGAGGCGUUCGUGGAGACCAAGACGUUCGAUGAGAGCGCGUAUGAGCAGGCGACGAAUGAGGCGGAGGACGAGGAGCUGGAGAAGGGGCUUGUAAGCGAAGAUGUGCAGAGGUUCUUGGAUGAGCAGGAAAUGAAGAGAAACGAGGCGGAGAGGGCGAAAAAGGAGGCGGAAGCAGAAGCAGAAGCGGAGAAGGGGAAGUGAGAAAUGGAGGU